AAGGCCAAUUCCGUAAUUGCGGGGGAAUUAUAUGGUUUUUUCCCACAUUCCACCGGAAUCGUCUCCAUGACCGGCCACACAGAAUCGAGCCUCUCCAAAACCCUCCACACGCCUACAGUGUCUGUAAUUUUCCCCUCGUCCACCGGACCCUGCAUGCGAACAUCUACCCUAUUCCGUUUUCUAACUGCAUCGCCCUUCUCCGAUUAAGCAACGCCGCCGACGACCGGAACCCUAAACUGGCGCGAAGAUGUUAGAGGAUCAGGUGGCAUUUCUUCUCCAGAAGUAUCUAGGAAACUACGUCCGCGGCCUCAACAAAGAAGCUCUCAAAAUCAGCGUAUGGAGGGGCGAUGUGGAACUAACCAAUAUGCAGCUCAAGCCAGAGGCACUCAAUGCAUUAAAAUUACCGGUGAAAGUGAAGGCUGGGUUUCUUGGUUCUGUGAGGCUUAAGGUACCGUGGAGCAAGCUAGGUCAAGAGCCAGUUUUGGUUUAUCUUGACCGCAUUUUUCUGCUAGCAGAACCAUCAACGCAGAUUGAAGGAUGCUCUGAAUACGCUAUACAAGAAGCUAAGAAAACUAGAUUAAGGGAAAUGGAAACGAAGCUAUUGGAGCAGCAGCAACAGUUGAAGUCAGAAAUGAAUACAUCAUGGCUGGGUUCGUUAAUUAGUACUAUAAUUGGAAAUCUCAAGCUCUCCAUCACCAAUAUUCAUAUUAGAUAUGAAGACCUUGAAAGCAAUCCUGGCCACCCAUUUGCUGCUGGCUUGACACUAUCUAGGCUUUCAGCAGUGACAGUCGAUGAGUCUGGGAAGGAAACUUUUGCUACUGGUGGGGCUCUGGAGCACAUUCAGAAGUCCGUGCAACUUGAUCGGCUAGCUUUUUAUUUUGACUCUGAUAUUUCUCCCUGGCAUAUUAAAAAAUCGUGGGAAGAUUUAGUUCCUUCAGAAUGGAACCAGAUAUUUGAGUUAGGAGACAGCAUUGACCAAUCAGUUAAUGCUCUUCCAAGGAAGCAUGAUUACAUUUUACAACCAGUGACGGGAAAUGCAAAGUACACAAAGUUGAGAAUAGAUGAAUCCAAACAUACAAGGCAAGCAUUGCAGCAGGCUGUCAUUAAUCUUGACGAUGUUACAUUGUGCUUAUCAAAGGAUGGAUACAGAGACAUGCUGAAGCUUGCUGAUAACUUUGCAGCUUUUAACCAGCGGUUAAAGUAUGCUCAUUAUCGUCCACAAGUUUCAGUGAAAUCUGACCCUAAAGCAUGGUGGAAAUAUGCAUAUAACGUGGUUACCGAUGAAAUGAAGAAGGCGAGUGGGAAACUCUCUUGGGAGGAUGUUCUGCGAUAUGCCAGUAUCCGCAAGAGAUAUUUGUCUCUUUAUGCUUCUCUCUUAAAGUCUGAUUUAUCCCGCUUGGUAGUGGAUGACAAUGAAGAAAUUGAUAAACUGGAUCGUGAGCUUGACAUUGGAGUCAUUCUUCAGUGGAGGAUGCUGGCACACAAGUUUGUAGAGCAGUCUGCUGAAUCUGAUGCUUAUCAGAAUAAAAAGAAAGUGAAGCAAUCUUGGUGGUCUUUUGGAUGGACUGCAUCUGGAAAGAAUGAUAAUGGUUCCAAAGGUUUCACUGAAGAAGACUGGGAGAGGCUAAAUAAGAUAAUUGGUUACAAGGAUGGCUCUGAGGAGAAUCUGGUGACUAGUCAGGAGACGGACUUGCCUCAGUUGUUUCUUGAGAUUCACAUGAAACACAAUGCAUCAAAGCUUGCUGAUGGUCAGGAAUGUCUUGCUGAUUUAUCAUGUGAGGGAUUGGCCUGCUCUGUGAAAACAUAUUCAGAGACAAAAGUUUUUGAUUUUAAGUUGGAAUCUUACAAACUCUUAUCUCCAAAUGGUCUUCUUGCUGAGAGUGCAUAUGCUGCUGAUUCUUUUGUUGGUGUAUUUACUUACAAGCCUUUUGAUGCUGAAGUAGAUUGGAGUUUUGUUGCUAAAGCUUCUCCAUGCUACAUGACAUAUCUGAAGGAUUCCAUUGAUCAAAUUAUCUCUUUCUUCAAGAGCAAUACUACCGUUACUCAGACCUUAGCUUUGGAGACCGCUGCUGCUGUUCAGAUGACAAUUGAUGGUGUCAGACGCACGGCACAGCAGCAAGUCACUCAGGCAUUGAGGGACAGAUCCAGGUUUCUUAUUGAUCUGGAUAUCUCGGCUCCUAAGAUUACCAUCCCCACUAACUUUUACCCUGACGACCAUCAUGCAACAAAACUACUUCUUGAUUUGGGAAAUUUGUUGCUCUGCACACAGGAUUUUUGGAAUAGUGAUUCUUCUGAAGAGGAUGCCAUGUAUAUGCAGUUCAGUUUGAUUCUAAAUGACGUGUCUGCUUUUUUGGUUGACGGUGAUUAUAACUGGAGAGAAACACACCAUGAUGUCUCUUCUUGUGGAGCACAAUUUUGUAAUUUUUUUCCGGUUCUUGAUAAAUGUGGAAUUGCUUUAAAGCUUCAACAGAUUCAUUCAGAAACUCCUCUUUAUCCAUCAAUGAGACUUGCUGCACGGUUACCAUCAUUGGGAUUUCAUAUUUCUCCAGCUCGAUACCAUAGACUUUUACAGAUAGCAAAGGUCUUCCAGGAUGAAGCUUCUAGCCCAGAUACUCCUCGGCCUUGGAGUCAAAGUGAUUUUGAGGGAUGGUUGUCUAUUCUUAUAUGGAAGGGUGUGGGGAAUAGGGAAGCUGUAUGGCAACGCAGAUACUUAUGCCUUGUUGGUCCCUUUCUUUACGUAUUGGAAAAUCCAAAAUCACAAUCUUACAAGCAAUAUAUUAGUUUACGAAGUAAACAAGUGCAUCAGGUUCCCAAAGAGUCCAGUGGCGAUUCACAAAAUUUGAUUGCAGUAUAUGAUGCUGCCCAAUCGAACCUUAAGGUGGAAGAUGGUAACGCAUUGGUAUUACGUUGUGAUUCUGAUGAAUCACGAAGAACUUGGCAAAAUCGUCUUCAAGGGGCAAUAUAUCGUGCAUCGGGUUCGGCUGCUUCCAUCACUGGCUUUUCUGAGAUGCCAUCUAGCCCCGAUGCUACAGCCGCCAAAUCCUCUGAUAGCAAGGUACUCUCAGAGGGCUGGAAUAUUGAGAAAAUGUUUGUUACCGGCGUCCUUGAUGAACUACGGGUUUGUUUUAGCAGUAAUUAUGAGGGAAAUUUAAAUUUUAAAAAAGUGCUGCUUGGCAAUGAAAACCAAUUGUUUGAGUUCCGUGCAUUGGGUGGUCAGGUUGAGCUUUCACUUAGGGAAGAUAUAAUUUAUAUUGGUACCCUAUUAAAAUCACUUGAUAUAUUAGAUCAAUAUCAACUUGCUAGAGCUGCUUUACCCAGAUAUCUUGCAAGAUCUUUCAUAAAGAAUACAAAUGAAACCAUACGGGAUAUUGAUCAACUAAAUCAAGCUGACAAUGAAGAUAAGUUUUUUGAAGCAUCAGACGAACUUGAUGAUGUUGUUUUGAAUCCUACACAACGAAGUGGUAGUAUGUCAGAAUAUUUUCCUGCUCUAGCCUCUUCUCUCUCUUUAAGAUCUUCUAUGAAGCCUCCCAGCUUCAGAAGAAUUCCCGGCUUAAUCCCCACUACAGAUAUUGCAAAUAUAAGUUCAAAUUUGGAAACUGCUGUUAUUAUAGAUAGUUUUGUGAAAGCACAAAUGGUUUUGUAUGGGCAGGAUUCUCCUCAUUACAAUAACUUGGAUAAUAGAGUUGUAAUCACAUUGGCUACUUUGUCAUUUUUUUGUCAUCGCCCAACAAUUCUUGCAAUAUUGGGAUUUGUUAAUUCUAUUAAUUCUGAUGAAAGGAUCCAUGAUCCUACUGGGGAUGUUAGCAAGUCUCCCAAGGCCAUUAGUAACACUUCAAAUUUAGAAUCAGUUGAUGAUCCUAAUAACAACAUUAUUCAGGAGCCAGUUGCGAAAGGGUUUCUAGGCAAAGGAAAAACCCGAAUCAUAUUUUACCUGUCACUUAAUAUGGCCACAGCGCAGAUAUUUUUGAUGAAUGAGGAUGGGAUCUCUCUUGCUACUUUGUCACAGAGUAAUUUGCUUGCUGAUAUCAAGGUAUUUUCAUCUUCCUUUAGUAUAAAAGCUGCUCUUGGUAACCUGAAAAUAAGUGAUGACACUCUGCCUGAAAGUCAUUCAUAUUUUUGGGUUUGCGACAUGAGAAAUCCAGGUGGAAAAUCAUUUGUUGAGCUCGAUUUCUGUUCUUAUAGUGAACAGGACGAGGACUAUGAUGGCUAUGACUAUAGCCUUACUGGGCAGCUUUCAGAAGUUCGGAUAGUAUUCUUGUAUCGCUUUGUGCGGGAGAUUUUAAGUUACUUCAUGGGCCUCAUGCCUAGUGACACUGAAAGUUUUGUAAAGCUGGAAGAUCAUGCGACUAAUUCAGAGAAGAAGGUCCCAACAAAACAAAUUGCAGGAUCACCUGCCCUAAAGUUGGAUCUAUCGCUAAGUAGGCCUAUUAUCUUGAUGCCUAAGAGAACAGACAGUGCUGAGUACUUAAAAUUGGAUGCACUACACAUUACAGUCCGAAAUACAUUUCAAUGGCUUGGUGGUGAUAAGAAUGAUACAAGUGCUGUACAUAUAGAUAUUAUGACUAUUAAGGUUGAAGAUAUUAAUUUGAUGGUUGGCACUGGUAAAACGUUUGGUGACAGUAUCAUACAAGAUGUUAGUGGGCUCUCUGUUGUAAUUAAACGGUCACUACGUGAUUUGUUGCAUCAAAUUCCAGAAACAGAAGCAACUAUUCAGAUAAGGGUUUUAAAAGCAGCUUUGUCCAAUAAAGAAUAUGAAAUAAUUACAGAAUGCGCUACUUCUAAUAUCUCCGAAACUCCAUCUCUGGUUCCUACCUUGAUUAAGGCGGAUGAAACUUCUGAGAGAAAAAUAGAAAAUCAUGUUUCAGUUGCCCCCACUACAAUGGCCUCUGAGCCCUUAGAGAGCGAAAGAUGGAUAACAAUGAAAGUCUCUGUUUCUGUUGAUUUUGUCGAGCUCUCUCUCCAUUCAGGAAUCAUGAGAGACUCACCCUUAGCUAGUGUGCAGGCCCGAGGAGCUUGGCUUCUUUACAAGUCUAACUCAUCUAGUGAGGGAUUUUUAUUUGCCACACUGAAGGGUUUCUCUGUCAUUGAUGCUCGAGAGGGAAUUAAAGAUGAAUUCCGGCUUGCAAUAGGAAAAUCUUGGAGCACUGGGUGUACCUUGUUUAAUGUUGAUAGUGGUGAUAUUCCAAAACCUACUUGGUCUGCAGAGAAAAGCAAGAGCAUUGAUCUUGAUCUACAACCCAUUCCGUCAAUGCUAAUUCUUGAUGCUACAUUUAAGAAUUCCUCGACAAAUAUUUCUUUGUAUGUGCAGAGGCCAAAGUUGCUUGUAGCCCUUGAUUUUUUGUUGGCUAUUGCAGAGUUCUUCGUUCCAUCACUCCGAAGCAUAUUAUCAGAUGAAGAGGAAAGUACCGCUCUAUCUUUAAUUAAUGCUAUUAUCCUUGAUCAACAAGUUUAUGUACAGCCCAGCUCAGUAUUCUCACUAUCACCACAGAAGCCCCUAAUUGUUGAUGAUGAAAAAUUUGAACAUUUCAUAUAUGACGGGAAAGGUGGAAAACUGUUUCUACAGAAUUGGGAUGGAAGCAAUGUCUCCGAUAGUUCUACUGGAAUUAUCAUUCAUGUGGGGAGCAGAAAAAAAUUGCAAUUUAAAAAUGUCACCAUCGUGAAUGGACAUUAUUUGGAUUCGUGUGUUUUCCUUGGGUCAAAUAGCAGUUAUUCUGCUUCUGAAUAUGAUAACGUUUUCUUGGAGACACAAGAAGAAAUUCAACCCUUGGAUACUCAAGAGGAUAGGAGGGAGGAUAUCAUGGCCCCUGCUGUUGAUCCAACUGAGUUUGUUAUUGAAGUAAAGGCUAUUGGUCCUGAACUCACGUUCUACAAUUCUUCUGAGGAACUUGGGAGAUCCUUUGCAUCAGCUAGAAAGGCUAUACAUGCCAAUCUUGAUGCAUUUUGCAGGCUUGUAAUGAAAGGUGACAGCAUGGAGUUGAAUGGAAAUGUUAUUGGUUUGAAGAUGGAGAGCAACGGCAUCAGGAUUUUGGAGCCUUUUGACACAUCUGUGAACUUCUCAAAUACCUCUGGAAAGACAAAUAUUCACCUCGCUGUUUCAGAAAUAUUUAUGAAUUUUUCAUUUAGCAUCCUAAGGCUAUUUCUAGCUGUUGAGGAAGAUAUUUUGUCAUUUCUUAGAAUGACUUCAAGGAAGGUGUCUGUAGUGUGUUCUCAGUUUGACAAAGUCGGAACAAUCCAGGGCAAAGAGGGUGACGAAGUAUAUGCCUUUUGGAGACCACGUGCACCAUCUGGAUAUGCUGUACUUGGGGAUUGUUUGACUCCAUUGAACGAGCCACCUUCUAAAGGGGUUCUUGCUGUAAACACAAGCUUGGUGAAAGUUAGGAGGCCCAUGUCAUACAAGUUGGUUUGUUCUUUCAGUCUGGAGAAUACUGCUAGCAGCAGCAAUGGAUUAACUAUUCGUGUUCCAAACAAGAAUGAUAGCUUUUCAAAUGACAGAUGCUCCAUUUGGUUCCCAGUUGCACCUAAAGGAUAUGUGGCACUUGGUUGUGUGAUUUCCCUUGGAAGUGUACAACCAUCAGUAUCUUCUGCUUUGUGCAUCUUAUCUUCCUUGGUAUCUCCAUGUGCGAUGAAAGAUUGCAUUGCAUUUCAAAUGGUCGAUAUAUAUUCUGUUAAGAGGGCAUUCUGGCGAGUGGAGAACUCAUUUGGGUCCUUUUUGCCCGCAAACCCUGCUGACAUGAGCGUUGAUGGAAGGGCUUAUGAUCUGCAUCAUAUGAUCUUUUGGCAGUCAGAGAAGCCUAGCAAGACUUUAAAAAGUUCACCCACUCAAAAUAAUGAGCAAACCUCUAGUACUGCCCCUUUACCUGAAAGGCCAGUGUUGGCCUCGGGGCGGCUUUUUGAAGUUGUAGCACGUUUCAAAUUAAUAUGGUGGAAUCAAGGCACAAGUCCUCACAAGAAAUUGUCUAUAUGGCGUCCUGUGGUUACUGAUGGGAUGGUUUUUCUUGGAGAUCUUGCCGUUCAAGGGUAUGAACCUCCCAACUCAGCUAUUGUCUUUUAUGACACAGAUGAUGAAGGUUUCCUUAAACGUCCUCAAGAUUUUGAACCUGUUGGACACAUCAGAAAGCAUAAAGGAAAUGAUGGUAUAUAUUUCUGGCUGCCUGUAGCGCCCCCUGGAUUUAUUUCCUUGGGAUGUAUCGCAUCUAAAGGUCUACCCAAGAGUGACGACUUCAACCCUUUAAGGUGCAUACGUAGUGAUAUGCUCAUGGGCGAUCAGUUUUCUGAAGAUAAUAUAUGGGAUACAUCUGAUAUGUCGGCUUCAAAUGAACCGUUCAGCUUAUGGGGUGUUGGUUAUGAGGCAGGCACAUUUAUUGUCCGAAAGGGAUUUAAGAAGCCUCCAAAAAGGUUUGCUUUGAAGCUGGCUAUUCCAAAUGUAUCCAGUGGGUCAGAUGAUACUGUGAUUGAUGCAGAAAUUAAGACUUUUUCUGUGGCUGUUUUCGAUGACUAUGGAGGGCUGAUGGUUCCUCUAUUCAAUGUUUCACUAAGUGGCAUUGGGUUUAAUUUGCACGGAAGGCCUGAUUAUAUGAGUUCCACUGUGAGUUUUUCAUUGGCCGGUAGGUCUUACAAUGAUAAAUAUGAUGCUUGGGAGCCUCUUGUUGAACCAAUGGAUGCAUUUCUAAGGUAUCAAUAUGAUCAAAAUGCACCAGGCCCUGCUACCCAGGUUCGGAUAACCUCUACAAAGGAUCUCAAUUUGAAUCUCUCUGUAUCUAAUGCGAACAUGAUUUUUCAAGCUUAUUCUAGCUGGAACAACUUAAGCCUCGUUGAUGAACCUGGUGUAAAAAAUGAAGUUGUCCCGUCAGAGUAUGGGGAGGGGUCUGUAAUUGAUAUCAAUCAUAGAAGAAACUACUUCAUUAUUCCCCAGAACAAGCUUGGUCUAGAUAUAUAUAUCCGAGUUGUUGAAACUAAUAGAUUGGCAAAUGUUAUUAAGAUGCCAUCAGGAGGCAACAUACGUGUAAAAGUUCCUGUAUUGAAAAAUAUGUUGGACUCUCACAUGAAAGGGAGAACCAAUGCAGCAUCUCAUUCAAUGUUGACAGUUAUCAUUUCAGAAGCUGAAUUUCCUGCCAGAGAAGGAAUGGCAUCUACCCAAUAUACAGUAGCUGUGCGUCUUUUUGUAUGCCCUUCUACUAGGUCUCAUAGGCAACAACAAAGUGCUCGAACUUGUGGUGCCAUUCCAGAGCCUUUAGGUGCAGGGAAGUCCAUUGUGAAGUGGAGUGAAAUACUUUUCUUCAAAGUAGACGAUGUGGAUGAUUAUGGGAUGGAAUUCAUUGUCAUUGACAUGGGAAGAGGUGAGCCCAUAGGGAUAUAUUCUGCCCUUUUAAAGCAGAUAGCUCAUGAGAUUCAUCCUAAGUCCAGUUCGAACAACACUUGCUUUGAUUUAUCAUGGAGGGAUCUGUCUUCCGCUAAAAAGAUGGAUUUUCAUGAUAACGCCCAUGGGGAAGUGCAUGGAAGAAUAAAAUGUGCUUUGCUACUUUCCAUUCAAGAUGAUGUUAAUAAAGACAACCAUGAUCAAAAUUCUGGGAGAAGAGUUGGAUUAAUACAAAUUAGUCCUACAAGAGAAGGACCAUGGACAACUGUGAGGUUAAAUUAUGCUUCCCCUGCAGCUUGUUGGAGAUUGGGCAAUGAAGUUGUUGCCAGCGAAUUAUCUGUGAAAGAUGGUAACAGAUAUGUGAGCAUAAGGACCUUGGUUUCUGCUAUUAAUAACACCAAUUUUUCCAUUGAUCUCCGUCUUAAAUCAAAAUGUUAUACUGACAACUCAGAAUUUUUGGAUGUUGAAAAUGUGGAAGGGAACGAUGGUGCUGAUUAUAGCAGAAUUCAUAUGGAUGAAAUCUUUGAAACAGAAAAAUACAAUCCAUCUGAUGGUUGGGUCAGCUGUCCUCAGUGGUUGCCUUCCUCAAAUUCUUAUGCUACAAGGUCAUUUAAUGAUGCGCAUCAGAAAUCGCCAAGUACUAGUCUGCCAGAUGGCUGGGAAUGGGUUGAUGAAUGGCAGGUUGAUGCUAAUUCCACAGAAACACCUGAUGGGUGGGUUUAUGCACCCGAUACUGAACAUCUGAAGUGGCCUGAUUCAUUGGAUCACAGGACUUUCAGUAAUUAUGCUAGACAAAGAAGAUGGAUUAGGCAUCGAAAAUACACAUCUCAUGACGCAGACAAUGAGAUUGCAGUUGGAUUACUUGAACCAGGUCAUACUAUUCCUCUCCCUAUGUCUUGCUUUGAUCAUCCUGUGAUUUCUUAUGUCUUACAGUUGAGGCCAGAAGUUUCCUAUGAAACAAAAGAAUAUUCUUGGAGUUCUGUAGUGGAUAAAUAUGUGCUGAAUGAGAACGUGGAUAGUUCUGGAACCUCAGAAAUAUGCGUUUCUGCACUUAUUGAGGCUGAUGAGCUUUUAUACUGCUCAGAAUUAAGUGAGGUUCCUUCAGAUAAGGAUCUUGGUUUGUGGUUUUGUUUAAGCAUUCAGGCCACGCAAAUUGGAAAAGAUAUUCAAUCAAAUCCCAUACAUGAUUGGAAACUCACUAUUAGUUCACCUUUGUCGAUAACUAAUUUCCUCCCUUUUUCUGCCGAAUUUUCUGUUAUUGUUAAGGAGGGUGGAGAAGGCACUGCAUGCUCUCAAGGUACUCUUGUUCCUGGUAAACCUGUAAAGAUCUAUAAUGCUGAUCUGCGAAAACCAUUAUACUUAUCGGUUGUCCCGCAAGGAGGUUGGGAUCUAGUUCAUGAACUCAUUCCCAUAUCAAACCCAAGAAAAAUGUCAACCAAGAUGAUGAGUCUAAGGAAUUCUUAUUCUGGAAGGAUUGUCAUGGUCGUCGUUGAACAGAAUUCAGACAAGGAUAGCUUAAUUGCAAGAAAUAUUCGAAUAUAUGUACCUUAUUGGAUUGCAAGUGCAAGAUGUCCGCCUCUUACUUGUUACUUUAUUGACAAGUCUGCAAGGAAUAAGAGACAUUUCUCCAUCUUUUCACAUUCUAAUAUGAAAACACAAAAAGUUUUUUGGCAAAUCACUGACGAAGAGAUGACUAAUGGAUACACCAUAGCUUCUGCGCUUAACUUCAAAAAUCUUGUCAUAUCUUUGUCUUUAGAAAAAACUGGGAGAGAGCAGUUUAGUUCCGUUAGUGAUCUAUCCCCACUUGGUGACAUGGGUGGCUCGGUUGAUCUUUAUGCUCAUCACGAGGAUGGAACAUGCAUGAGGAUAUUUAUUUCCUCCAAGCCAUCCCCAUAUGAAGCUGUUCCCUCGAAGGUUAUUUUGGUGCGCCCAUUUAUGACAUUCACAAAUAGGCUUGGUAGAGACGUGCUCAUAAAGUUCAAUAUUGACGAUCAGCCAAAGGUUCUGCAUGCUACUGACACAAGGGUCUCUUUUGUUUAUCGUGAAGCUGGAACUGAAAAAAUUCAGGUUUGCCUACAAAAUACGAACUGGUGCUUACCUUUGGAAAUUGAGAAGGAAGACACUUUCACUAUCGUAUUGAGGGAGCACCAUGGCGGUAGGAUUUAUUUGAGAGCUGAGGUUCGUGGUUAUGACGAGGGAUCACGAUUUUUAGUGGUGUUGCGUAUGGAACCAGAAAAUGGUCCAAUCAGAAUUGAGAACAGAAUGGCUGAUAGGACACUAAAAAUCCGCCAGACUGGUUUAGGUGAUGAUACUUGGAUUCAGUUGGAACCUUUAUCAACUUCGAACUUCUCCUGGGAAGAUCCUUAUGGCCAGAGGUGUAUAGAUGUUAGUAUUCAAGGUGGAGCUUAUGUCCAUAAGAUCAGUUUGGAUGAAGGUAAGGAAUCAACAGAUCUGAAGGCUCAUGGAGUUAAACUUUGUAUUGAAGAAGCUGGAGAUAUAAAAGUUGUAAGAUUUCUUGAUGAAGAAAUAAGGUUGCUAUCAGGAUCAAAGAAAAUAACAUUACCACUUGAUAAAAUAAAUGGCUCAUCGUCGAAGAAAGAGAUGCAAGUCAGCACCUCACCCCUGGAGCUUAUAAUUGAGCUGGGGGUUGUUGGCAUUUCCUUGAUUGAUCAUCAGCCUAGAGAGCUCUUGUAUCUGUACUUGGAAAAAGUCUUUAUUUCAUACUCAACAGGGUAUGAUUCUGGGAAAACAAACAGGUUCAAGCUUAUUCUUGGUCAGCUACAGCUUGACAACCAGCUGCCGUUAACUGUGAUGCCAGUUCUCUUGGCACCUGAAGACAUGCCUGAUACAAGUCAUCCAGUUUUUAAGACAACAAUCACUUCAAGUAAUGACAGUUUAGAUGGUGCUCAGGUCUUUCCAUAUAUUUAUGUUCGGGUAAUUGACAAGUGCUGGAAGAUAAACAUCCAUGAACCUAUUAUUUGGGCAUUGGUCGAUUUCUACAAUAACCUUCGUUUAGAUAGUAUCCCCAGUGCCUCAGAAGUCGCUCAAGUUGAUCCAGAGAUACGAUUUGACUUGAUAGAUGUUUCAGAGAUAAGGUUGAAGCUGUCUUUAGAGACUUCACCAAAUCAAAGGCCUCAUGGUGCCCUUGGCAUGUGGGGCCCAAUAUUGUCAGCUGUUGGGAACGCAUUUAAACUUCAGCUUCAUUUAAGAAAAGUCAUGCAUAGAAGUCGAUUCAUGCGGAAAAGUUCUAUCGUACCUUCAAUUGUAAAUCGUAUCAAGAGAGACCUUAUCCACAACCCUUUGCACAUAAUAUUCUCUGUGGAUGUAUUGAGCAUGACAAAAUCAACAUUGGCCUCUCUCAGCAAAGGAUUUGCAGAGCUUUCAACAGAUAGACAAUUUUUGCAAUUGCGCUCGAAGCAGAUUUGGUCAAGGAGGAUUACUAGUUUUGGUGAUGGAUUUCUUCAAGGAACAGAAGCUUUUGCACAGGGUGUGGCUUUUGGAGUAACUGGGGUGUUGACAAAGCCUGUUGAGAAUGUUAGACAACAUGGUUUUUUAGGACUUGCUCAUGGAAUUGGACGUGCUUUUGUUGGAAUUGUUGUUCAGCCACUAAGUGGAGCUUUAGAUUUUGUCUCGUUGACAGUAGAUGGCAUUGGCGCCAGUUUUGUCAAAUGCUUAGACAUCAUAACUAACAAAGCUACUGCGCAGAGGAUAAGAAAUCCUCGUGCCAUUCAGGCAAAUGGUGUCAUUAAAGAGUACUGCGAAAGAGAGGCAGUUGGGCAGAUGAUUCUUUAUUUAGCGGAAGCCAGCCGACACCUGAGUUGUACUGAUUUAUUCAAAGAGCCUUCAAAAUAUGCUUGGUCUGAUUUUUAUGAAGAUCAUUUCAUUGUGCCAUACCAAAGGAUUGUUAUGAUAACUAGCAAGCGUGUCAUGCUGCUACAGUCUUCAUCCCUUGAAAAAUUGGGCAAAAGACCCUCAAAGAUUGUUUGGGACGUACCCUGGGAAGAACUUCUGGCACUAGAAUUGGCCAAAGCAGGACAUAGUAUGCCAUCACAUUUGAUCAUCCAUCUCAAGCACUUUAGGAGGUCAGAAAGCUUUGUGCGAGUUGUCAGGUGCAAUGUAGAUGAAGAGGAAGAACGAGAACCUCAAGCUGUUAUCAUCUGUUCUUGUAUACGGAGGAUGUGGAAAGCUGCUGCUCUCCAAUCAGAUUUGAAAGUCCUGACUUUGAGGGUUCCUUCCAGCCAACGCCAUGUCCAGUUUGCUUGGGAUGAAUCAGAUGGGAGGGAUUCCUAUAAAAGCCUUAAACCUAUGAUCAAGCCAAGAGAUUUUUCUUCUGCCAGUUCGCUUUCUGAUGAUAUGAGAUUCAAGAAACAUUGUGUCAAUUUUCGAAUGAUCUGGAGUAGUGAACAAGAAUAUAAAAGUAGAUGUACAUUGUUUCCAAAGCAGGUUGUUGAUGAUGGCACCAUAUGCAGCAUUUGGAGACCAUUUUGUCCAAAUGGGUAUGUUUCUGUUGGCGAUGUGGCUCAUAUUGGAAAUCAUCCACCUAAUGUAGCUGCAAUCUAUAGAGAAUCUGAUGGAAACUUCUCGCUUCCUGUGGGUUAUGACCUAGUUUGGAGGAACUGUUCCAAUGACUACACCUCUCCUUUGUCCAUUUGGCUUCCAAGACCUCCAGAUGGGUUCAUAGCUCUCGGUUGUGUCGCAGUUUCUGAUUUUGAGGAACCACCACUCGAUUCUGCAUAUUGCAUCAGCGCAGAAAUGGCAGUAGAGGCAGAAUUUGAGGAUCAAAUGGUGUGGAGCUCGCCCGAUGCUUAUCCGUGGGCUUGCUACAUUUAUCAAGUACGGAGCGCAGCGCUUCAGUUCAUUGCCCUCCGCCAGCUGAAAGAAGAAUCCGAUUGGAGACCCAUGAGGGUUUCUGAUGAUGAUGCCCCACAGAUAUUAGAAGCUUCAGUGGAUCAAUAGAUGAUUUGACCACCUUACAAUAUUUGGCUUUAUAAAACAGCAGGCAUUACAACUGCUUUGAACGUCCAUGUUUCAGAAAUCAAGAACCGGAUUAGCUUAUUUUUUUUAUUGGUGGCAUUUGUCUUGUAAAUUUUUUGUAUUAUAUAUAUAUAUAUAUAUG
This is a messenger RNA of Phalaenopsis equestris, 13472 nucleotides long. RefSeq lists its product as uncharacterized. Lineage: Eukaryota; Viridiplantae; Streptophyta; Magnoliopsida; Asparagales; Orchidaceae. Gene Ontology annotation, cellular component: extrinsic component of membrane. The transcript is spliced from 64 exons. The record is from RefSeq and is a predicted model, not a curated record. Gene Ontology annotation, biological process: protein targeting to vacuole; protein retention in Golgi apparatus. Bases 248 to 13312 code for a protein of 4354 amino acids.